GGACCGCGGGCCCCGGCCUGGGGGCCACAGCUGCCACCGCCGCCGCCACCUCGUUUCCUCCCUGACCCCUCCCCGUCCCGCGUCUCCUCGCCUCACUCGGGUCCGCGGCCGGGGUCCCUCCCCGCCGCCCCACCCCGCGCGGAUGCCGAAGGUGAAGGCGCUGCAAUGCGCCCUGGCGCUGGAGAUCCGCUCUUCUAAUUUCUUUCAGGUAACUUGUCCAGGAGUGGUGCUGAAAGACAAGGAGGAUAUCUAUCUUAGCAUCUGUGUGUUUGGCCAAUAUAAAAAGACACAAUGUGUCCCAGCCACUUUUCCACUGGUCUUCAAUGCCAGAAUGGUGUUUGAAAAGGUGUUCCCUGAAGCAGUAGACCCUGGAGAUGUGGUUGCUCAGCUUGAAUAUGAUACAGCAUUGUUUGAGUUGAUUCAACUAGUUCCACCAGUGGGUGAAACACUGUCUACAUAUGAUGAAAAUACACGAGAUUUCAUGUUCCCGGGUCCAAACCAAAUUUCUGGACACCAUGAUUCCAACCGCCAGGUUACCAUGAGGAGGAUUUCUGGCCUUCGAGGAAUUGCUCCAAAGCUGGAAUUUUCUACAACCUCAGUGAUUACUGAAUGUCUGAUAAGUUCAAGAAAGUGCCGCACUCAGGAUAAAUAUAUUUACCAUACGGCUCCAGUUGAAAAAUCACACAGCAAACUUCAAAGCAGAACAUCAAGAUCACAGAAGAAAAAAUCCAAGUCACCUGAGAGAAGUAAAUAUUGCGUAAAUGCAAAAAACUACGAACAGCCUACGAUUUCUUCAAAAUCACACUCUCCAUCUCCCUACACAAAAAGACGCAUGUGUGAGCUAUCCGAAGACACCAGGCGGCGGCUGGCCCAUUUAAAUCUGGGACCCUAUGAAUUCAAAAAAGAAACAGAUAAACCUCCAUUUGUGAUUAGACAUGUUGAUCCCCCAAGUCCCAGGGCUGAUGCUUUAUAUGGAUCUUCUGGCAGAGACUGUGAAAGAGAUGGGUGGUCCAGGGUGCACAAUGAUCAUUCUCAUGUUGGCUGCUACCGACCCAAGGAUUAUAAGCAGGUUACCAGGACACCUCAUGGGAGAGACUUCGAUGACUCCUUGGAAAGGUGUGAUGAGUAUUUGAGCUCAAGGUCAUGUAGCAAGCCCCAGCAUUCAGCGAGGACCUUACUAGUACAUUCGGCACCCUCAACAGUACCAAAGCAUUCUCCAAGCCCUGUGUUAAAUCGAGCUUCUCUCAGGGAAAGAUUCCAUUCUGAUUGGUGUUCACCUUCAAACUGCGAUGAGAUCCAUGACCGGGUAAAAAAUGUCUUGAAAUCACAUCAGGCUCAUCAAAGACAUUUAUAUGAUGAGAGAGACCUAGAGAAAGAAGAUGAACUGGAACUAAAAAGAGGUCUUUUAUACAGAGACUCUGCCUAUGACAGUGACCCCGAGUAUAGCUCAUUUCAGCGGCCACGUGGAAGUCACCAUUUGGAUGAUGGCGAAUACUGGUCCAACAGGGCAGCCUCUUAUAAAGGAAAGUCCCACCGACCCGUCUUUGAGAACAGCAUGGACAAGAUAUACAGGAACUUGUACAAAAAGGCCUGUAAUUCUGUUUCUCAUACACAGGAAAGCUUCUGAGACCAUCCACGAUAAACUGUAUGAGUGUUCGUGUCAACUUCUCAAUGAAAACAUUUGAUGUAAUCAAUAUCUGUAUUCCUUUUUUUUUAAACAGGUGGCUCUAAUUGAGUACAGUAGUUAGACUUGAAUAAGCUCAUUGCUUCAAAUGGUAAAUUAUCGUAAGCAGGUCUUUUUCUAGUCACAGAAGAGAGAGCUGUGUUCCAAAGCUCUACACCACCGUCACAGCGUCCAUUCCGAUGGUGAGACGGAUAUUCUGCCACAUACAUCUCAUCUCACCAUCUACAAAUCCGAGAGUAGAUUCUCUCCAGAAAUGUUCUUCUGCCUUAGUCGCCUUAUAAUUUUCUUUUCAUAUACUUCACUGGUUAUCUUGUCUGAGUAAGAAUUAAUGCUAACUCCCUUUUCCUGGUGAUGAGCAAAAAGAUAUACUGUACAGAAAUGUAUAUCCCAAGACUUUGAACUGUGUUUUAACUGGUAUUUUCUGCUUUUCCUCAGUAAAGGCCAUUUGUGUUUCUUAGCGCAUAAAAAAUAGCUUUCUUUUUAAAAUUUAUAUAAUCAUUUACUCCCUCUUCUCAAAAGAACUACUUAAGUUAACUAAAAUGGAUAACAGCUAGAAAUAGCAGUGGCCAUGUAUGACCCCAAAAUGUGAAUAAUUUAUUUUUAAAGAUAGAAUUCUCUGCCCGGUUUUCUUCUAGAGCCAUAUCUUUUGGUGCAAACAGAAUCAGAAAAUAGCCUUUGUUAGUGAGCGUGAAGAGACUCGAAAAGCAUAAGGGAAAUUAUAUUUUAAUUUAACCUUUUCAGACUUUUCAUAGGUAGCAAAUGGCCUGAGAAAGUAGUAUCCUUACUUUAAAAGGACACUUGGGACCAUAAAGAGGAAUAAAAUAUAGUGAAACUCUUUGUAGUAGGCACUAGAAAGUCUGUUGAUUGAUAAAUUAACUCCUUUCCCAUAUACCAAACACACACCUGUUAGGCCAGUGACACUUUGAAGAUAUGAAGAAAUCAGUUACCUCACAUUUACUGGGGUAGAGAGUAGAGAGAAAGCAGAGGAUAGGAAAUAAAUAAACUUAGCUUAAAAGCUUGAAGAGUUGACUACAAGAUGUUUUUUCAUUGACUCCAUUUUUGGUUAAUUCUACAGCUAUAAUUUAAAAAGAAAAAAUCUAUUUGAACUACAUUUAAAUUGAAAUUAACUUGUAAAUAUGGAUGACAUUUUAUUAGGAGAAAAUAUUAUAAUACUUGCAACCUAAUAAUAGGAAUUUUUAACUUCAUGUUGAGAGUUUUAGUGUAGUAAUCUGUGAUACAUCAAAAAAUGCAUCAGAGAUAGGAUCCAGGAAUCCAUCUCUGCCAUUUUCUAGCUGAGUCUCUUUAAUUCUCUGGUCCCUAGUUUCCAUCAGCUAUUAAAGAGAGAGACUGGAGUAGAUCAAGUUUUCCCAAACUGUGAUUUAUGGACUACUGUUCCAGGAGAUGGUUGUAGAAAUGUAAAUACAAGUAUUUCACUGUUCGUAUAAGUUUAGGAAAAUCUGUGCAUUAUAUUCACCCUCCUUUCAACUUACAGAAUUAUCAUGAGUGAAAGAGGGUGCUAUUAAUGUUGAAACAGUUGUAAACUGGGGCCGGCCCAGGAAAACUAGGACAUAUGGUCAUCAUGGUCAUAGUAAACACUAGCACGUUAGAAGCUCUAAGAAAUCCAGGUAUAAACCCGGUUUGCUCUAGCAUCUAGUAGAAUCUGGCACUAGUUGGUGCUCAUUAAAUAUUUAUUUACAUAACCCGGAAUUUCCUAGACAAAAUUGAGCAAGUAUCAGUAUUUAUUGCUAUGGCUAUCUCUCCCCUCGCAUUCUGUCUUCCUCAACUUCCCAUUCUCCCUCUCAGAUGUCAUCCUCAGGUGCACAUGGACACUAGCUGGGGAAAUGCUGGACUACACGAUCACUGAGUUACCUCUGGCUGUAGGUUAUAUACUGUUUUAUACAAUCAGCUUUUGAAGGUCAACGUUAAAUAAUGCUUUAAAAAAAAUUAUCAGUGAAACUUAGGAUCUGGUUUUUGUUUGUGUGUAUGUAUGGAAACAAACGAAAAACUCCAUUUAAAAGUUACUACUUGGUGAAAAGAACAAAUAUGAAUUUCAAGAAAAGGUUUUGCUAUCGUAGAAAACCUCUCGAGUGAAUAAAUACCACAAAGAUUAUUUAUUGUAUUUAUACCUGCCAUUGGUUAUUACAAACGCCACAAAAAAAUGAAUCUCAAAGGGGAACUUCAGAAAGUGACAUUCUGAAAGACAUUGUCUUGUGGAUUAAAUCUGACAUCUCUCUCAAGGAUCAGGUACAUAUUCAGAUAUGUAGCAUCUUUGUUAUGUGUCUGAUUAUUUCCAUUUCCUUGAAUAAGGAAGGGUCUUUGUUGCUCUCCCUAAUUAUUCCUGUGAAUUCUUAUGUUGUAGUAUCUUUAAAGAGUAAGAUCUUUAAGUAUUAAUAGUUGUAUUUUCUCAUUGAUAGAAGCAGAAAGGUAAAAUUGUUUAUUCUCUUAGCCUUUUUUUCUAUAUUUCCCAAAAUCUUAUAAUAGUUAUUGGACUUAUGAAAGAUAAAGAGGCUUUCUUCUUUUUAAAUCAUUUUUUUUCUUUAAAAAAAUGAGGAUUAUAUGAAGGAAAAUGUCAAAUCAACUAAAGAAGACAAUGAAUCAUUAGAUUGAAAGUGAAUUCUUCCUGGUCCCAGUACUGUUUGUAUAACCUUAUUAAGUCAUUUUUCUUGGAGCUCAAUUUUCUUACCUUAAGGUGAUGAAGGGGUUAAUUUAGAAUGACCUUUAAAUGUUGCACCAUUUCUAUAAUUGUAUAAUUGAUUAACACAGACAAUCAGGAAGUUCUGGGAAGCAGAGUUGUGUUGAACAUUUGUGUACAAAUUUUUGUAAGGAUUUAGGUAUUCAAGAAAGUACAUUUUGCUAUGUUUCUAUGGAUCACCUCCACAAAAGUACUAAACAUAAAUAAGUGAGAGAAAUGGGUUUCUGAACUCAAGGAGCUUAUUGACUACUGGUGGAAGGUCAGACAAGUAAACAAUUAUAACAUAAUAGCUAUGGAUUUCCUCAUUUUAAUUCUAUCAUAUUCUGUGUAGGCUCUUGUACACAGAAUGUAUUUCUUUAUCUUUGUAAAGUAACCCAGCACCACAAUCUGGGCAUAUCUUUAUUAUAGCACUUAACAAAAACUGAAUUAUGAAUAACCUGUGUGCUUUUUCCUGUUGGUCUAGGGCCUCGUUUACCUCUGCUUUCGUGGUACACAGUAGAUACACAAUGUUUGUUGAAUAACUGCAUGAAAGAAAAAAUACAUGAAAGGCCACUAAAAACAAUACAAAGCCUAACUCUAUCUGGAUACAAGAAAUAAGAUACCCUGACAAAACUAUUGCUGUCAGCUAGUCUAUUUCUGCCUGUAGCCAGAGACGAAAAUGGAAAAGAGAAAAUCUUAGUUGUACCAUGGUCCUUGAGAAGAAAUAUAUGGUUCCUUAGUUGAGUUAGUGUUUCUGUAGUGAAAUCUAUUUUUUAAAAGAAUACUCUUAAAUUAAGAAAAAAACGUCAUAAUAUGAUGGUCUGCCUUUUUCUUUGUCUGUUAUUUGGCAAACCAACUAAGAUAUACAGCAUUUAGGUGACUAGGGCCAGCUCAUAAACUGCUACUGCAAAGGGUGAUAAGUAUAGGGUUAGGCAAUGGACCAAGAAAGCAAUUGCCUGCAAUUGUUUCCAGCACCUUAUAUUCCAAUGUAGUUUAAAUCCCUUCUAUGAAAUGCAAAUUUCUUGGUUCCCAAGAUGAGCUUCAAAUAUUUUCUUUCCCAAAGUCUUAUCUUUUGUCAUUCACAAAGCAGUGCAUUUUUGACUGCAGGACUGAAUAAUUCUCUAUCUUCUAGCAUUCAGAUGUAACCAGCUGACUAAAUUCAGAAACUAUGACUCUCUUGAUUAAUUAAGAAUUAGGUAUUUAUGUGACUAUUUAAGCAAAACUAUCUCAAUGAAGUGCAGCCUUUUUUUUUUUCUUUUUUUACUAAGAAAUCCUAGUCACAUUCAAGCUGCGACAAUUUACAUUUAUGACCCUGAUGGAAGAUAAUGUAUUCUGCUCUGAUUUGUAUCGUAUAUGAAUGUCUGCAGGUUUUUCGAGGGGAUGUGGUAGUUUUUUUGUUGUUGUUUUCGAACCUCCCAUCUCCACCUUAGUGUCAACUUUAAAACAAGGGAAUUAAAAUAAUAUUUAUUAAGGACCACCAUUAGUACCUGGCGAUGUACAUUCAUCAUCUUUGAUCUUCACAACAACUCUGUGAGUGAGGGUAGGUAUAAGUCAUCCCAGCUUUACAGGUUAAGUAACUAAGGAUCGAACUGCUGUGAUUGGCCAGUGAUAAUAAACACAGCCAGUAAAUGGUAAAGCUUGCAUUUGAAUCUAACCCCAACUCUGCCUCUCAGCUAGGUAAGUACUUGAAAACAGCUUGUUACAGUUCAUAAUUUUUUUUCAAUUAUGGUUGACAUUCAAUAUUAUUUUAUAUUAGUUGCAGGUGUUACAGCAAAAUGGUUAGGCACUUAUAUAAUUUACAAAGUGGCCCCCUCCAUAAGUCUAGUAACCAUCUUGCACCAUACAUAGUUAUUACAAUAUUACUGUAUAAGUUUUUAAAUGGUGGAGCUUGUGUCUCUUCAGUGAGAACCAGUCAGUGGAUUACAAUGCAAAUUGAACUCACAUUAAUACAAUAAAACCUAAGGCAGAUUUCUAACAUCCAAGUGCUAAAAAUGAAUAAAGAGAUCAUCUCAUGAACUAAGGUAGAAGUUGGUGAAAGUGUAUGAAAGUUUCCUGAAGAUUUUAACGGACCUGAGAUUUCAUGGUCACCAGACUUCAUGUCUGGGACUGUUGUAGGUAAAGGACUUGAGGGUGUGCUUUCUGUGGAGCCUCUUACCUGACCAUCUUUGACUGAGUAACCACACAUUCACACAUCACUGCAUUUUCUAAACCUUAUUGAGGUAUAAUUAGUAUACAAAGAACUGCAUGUAUUUAAUAUGUCCAGUUUGAUGAAUUUGGACAUAUGCAAACACCUGUGACACUGGCACCACAAUCAAGGUAAUAGAUACAUUCAACACCUCCCAGAGUUUCCUGGUGUCCCUUUUUUGUUAACUAUGGGCACCAUGCUGUUCAGUUCCCUAGGAUUUAUCUUGAGUUAUUAUUAACAAAUAAUAGGGAUAUUAAUCCCUUACCCCUUUGCAAAUAUGGUUUGCAAAUAUUUUAUCCUUUACCUUAGGUUGAUUUUUAAUUGUUGUUUACUUCUUUAUGAAGAAGGUUUUUAAAUUGGUGUGGUUCCACUUGUCUAAUUUUCCUUUUGUUACCUGUGCUUUGAUGUUAUAACAGAGAAAUUAUCCAAGACCAAUAUCAAGAAACUUUUCCCCUGUGUUUUUUUGGGAGAGUUUUACAGUCUCAGGUCUUACAUUUAAAUCGUUAAUUGACUUUGAGGUGAUUUUUGUGUGUGAUAAGGUAGGGGGAUUCUAUUUCUUUUUUUUACAUUAGAUAUACAGUUUUUCCUACACCGUUUGUUGAAGAAACUAUCCUUUCCCCAUUGUGUGUUCUUAGCACCCUCGUUAAAGAUCAGUUGACUGUGUAUAUGCUUUAUUUCUGGGCUCUCUAUUCUGUUUCAUUGUUAUAUGUCUGUCUUUAUGCUGAUACUGUAGUGUUUUAUUAUCAUGGCUUUGUAAUUUAGUUUGAAAUCCGGAAAUGUAAUGCCUCCAGCUUUGUUGUUCUUUCAUAAGAUCACUUGGGCUAUACUUGGUCUUUUGUGGCUCCGUAUUUUUAUGAUUUUUAAAAUUUUUGUAUGGAAUUUUAUGAUUUUUAAAAAAUUUCUGUAAAAAAUGCCAUUAAGAUUUUGAUAGAAUAGCAAUGAAAUGAUAUAUAUGGUGAUCUGUAGAUCAUUUUGCGUAGCAUGGACAUUUUAACAAGCCACAUGGUAACCACACAUACACAUACAUUAUAUAGAGAGAAGUACACAAAAUAAAAAGAAAAAUGAAAAAAUAUUACUACAAAAAAAUAACAAAACAUAAAAGGGGUCAACAAUAGAAAAACAGGAACUAAAGAACUACAAAACAGAAAACAAAAUGGCAAAAGUAAGCCCUUUUCUAUUAAUAAUUACCUUAAACGUAAAUGGAUUAAACUCAAUCAAAAGACAGUGGCCGAAGUGGUUAUAAAACAAAACCCAACUAUAUGCUAUCUACAAGAGACUCACUUUAUGCUUAAGGACAUACAAACUAAAAUGAAGGAAUGGAGGAACAGUAUUCCUUGCAAAUAGUAAACAAAAGAGAAUAUGUGGCUAUAGUAAUAUCAGAAAUAGUAGACUUUAAGUCAAAAAUUUGCAAGUACCACUACAUUUCUGUUGCAGUAAAAGUUUAAAGAAGUUUACCUUUCUGAGUUUGUGAUGCAGUUCAGAAAUAAGGCAAGAGAAAACCUUUAACGCCUUUGAACAUAUGUAAUAGAAUUGAGAAUAAGUAUCCUGUGAGAGCCUUUCUUUUAUCAGUGAAACAUAUUUCACUGGAGUUUUUGUUUGUGUUUGGUUUUCAGUAAAAUUAAUGAUAUAUGCAAACAAAUUAUUGAAGAAUUUAUGUAUAUAUAGAUUUUCAGAAAGUUCUAUUUCCAAGGGAUUGACAGCAACAUUGCAUAGUAGAAAAAGCACUAUACAACUUUUCCGAACCUCAUUUUUUCCCACCUGUGAAAUAGAAUAUUAAUAAACAUUGUCUUUCAUUCCUCAGAGAAGUAUUAUUAGGAUUAAAUAGGAAAAUAAAUAUGCACAUUCCUUGACAUAUAUUAGGCACUAUUAUAUUUGCUUUUUGGAAAUGAUCUAGGAAAAAUAAUUUGCAAUUUGAAAGAAUACUCCAUGUGCCUUAAUAGUAAUAUUGUUGGUUCUAGAGUUGAACAGACCUCAGAUUUCUUUCUCUGAAUUUGUUACCUCUGUGUUACUUAACAUUCUGAACUUGUUUUCUCACUUGUAAAAUGGAAGAUGUUUUCAUAGUGUUGUGAUCACUUAAAGAGUUAAUGCAUGUGGAGCACUUCAUACAAUGCGUGGUGCUCAAAAAAGGGGAACUAUAAUAACUAAAAUUUAAGUCAAUAUAGAGGUGUAGUAUUCUGAAAGGUCUUGAGGAUCUGAUUGGUGAAAAAAAUGGAAUAUGAGCUAUGUGAGUAAUUUUCUUUUAAAUAUUCAAAUUGUUUUAAGAUAUGAGACUAAGUUAUUGAGAUUUUUUUGUCAUAGAUCUUAAAUUUACUAGUUACUUUAUGUAGGUUGUGCAGAAUUAUGGAAAAAGCCAUGUAUACUCGGGUUUGAAUUCUUUACUGUGGUACUAUCUGGAGAUAUUAAACUUUAAUUUUAUUAUUCAUAAAAUGGGAAUGAUACCUACCUAGGAUUGUUAUAAUAAAAAAGAUAUCUUAGAUAAUUGAUGUAAAAUGACUGGCAUUGUACCUGACAAAUAGCAUAUGCUUAAAAAUGAUUUAGUGGAAUCAUUUUUGUGCAUAAAUACACCUAAGCAUAGACAGCUGCCUUACCAUCAUUAUUUCUAUUUUUUUAAAUCCUGUGCACUUUGCUGGAGGUUUUAUGUAGAUUUUACAAGUGAAACUAAAUGCAUGACUUCAGUCUCUGAAUAUAUUAUCCAUAUGGACUUUACAUGUGACUUCGUUCACUUGUUAAGGUGUUAUUUCUAAAAUAAAUUUGGUUUGUGGGUAUGUCCUAUUAAACCAAUUUUUACCUAGGAA
Pteropus alecto (black flying fox) is the source of this 9335-nucleotide messenger RNA. RefSeq names its product spermatogenesis associated 6 (gene SPATA6). Gene Ontology annotation, molecular function: myosin light chain binding. The record is from RefSeq and is a predicted model, not a curated record. The transcript is spliced from 13 exons. Lineage: Eukaryota; Metazoa; Chordata; Mammalia; Chiroptera; Pteropodidae. Bases 143 to 1627 code for a protein of 494 amino acids. Gene Ontology annotation, biological process: motile cilium assembly; spermatogenesis.